AUGUCUCUUUGCCGUAGCACCGAGGAGGGCAGCGUGCUGCAGUCGUCUUCGACAUUUGCGGACGACUCCAGAAAACGAAGCAGAUCAGAGCACGACAGCGUAGCCUUCGAUGAUGGCGACAACAGCGACGGCGGCUACGGCAACUCCAUCAACCCGCUCUUUCUCGUGUCUGGACCUCGCGGAGGGGCCAUCAGCGCGCACAGCGCCGACGCCGAGCUCGAGGCCCUCGCUGACCUGGUGGACGACGGCGUCUACCACGUUCUGAGGGAAGCCUGGGAGGAGGUGGCCGUUCCGGCGGACACUUAUUGGAGCUGCCCAACGCACCUCUACGCGGGUGACGCGACGGCUGCGCUGCUGCGCCGCCAUGCCGCUGCCACGCCGCCAAAGUCCCUCCCGCUCCGCAUCCCGCAUCCGCGGCAGCUCCUUUCCUCGUUUUAUCCGGCCAGGGUGGAGGCACUGACCGCGCGUGGCUAUCAGCCGCACCGCGGACUUGUCCCCGUAGCGCUGGACCGCAAGGGUGGUAAAGGGAGCAAAAUGUUCAACGUGCUCGCCCGGUGGGAAGUGGAAGCAAACACCACGUCGUCUGCGAGAGGGGAGGAGGGGGAGGGGAAGCCGGCGCGUCCUCCGCACCGCACCAGUGCCAUUGCGAAGUUUGUGGAUGCCAUUCCGCGACCAACGGACCGCAGCAUCUACGUCCUCGUUGACGAGGAGUGUCCGGUGGAUCCGUACUUCGACGUGGACCUCGCGUUCAACGCUGCUGUCGACGAUAGCAACAGGCUGUCGGUGCUUCGUCAAGACAGCGACACCCGUGGCCUUGCUACUCUGGACGCCGCAGCGGUGGAGAAGGCCUUGCUAACCAUUCUCAGCACUCUGCGAAGUGAGGUUGAAAUUGCGUGGAGCACCCAAGUCGAGGAGUGCCUCGUGUUGACCAGUAGUGUGCAGUUCAGUCACCAGCCGAGCACAGCCGCGGCGUCGAGCUUGUCUGAACUGGAGGAGGUUAAGCUAAGCUUCCACGUCCACUUUCGCCUGACCGAUAGAGCUGCGGUCGAGUCGGUGAGGGAGUUGCACGCGUUUGCGGUGGCGCUGCGCGCGAAGCUGCAACGCACGCAGUUGGAUGGCGCCAAAGAGAAGGAUGAGAACGCAAAGCGGGCGGCGCUUCUGUUAGAGUGCGUGGACUUCGGCGUCUACACACGUUGGCGCGCCUUCCGUCUCCCGUACAACGUCAAAGCGCCGGACAGCCACGGCGCCGGCAAGCCCUUGGCGGAAGGCGCCGGAGAUGAACUGCUAGCCGAGCAGCUCGGCCAGCUUGGCAUCUCGCUGCCAGACGUACACGUCGGCAGUGCGGCACCGGCCGUUAUUCACAGCGUCGUGUACGCGACGGACAUAGAGACGCAGAAGCAGCAGCGGUACCUGGUAGGGAAGCUGAUGCUGUACUGCCGUUAUCUUCUCCCUCUCCUUCCCGGCCUCACACGCUUUGCGACAGCAGAACUGAAGGAUUUUUUGGCCGCUCUGAUACCAAAAGAAGCUGACGCAGCGUUGACGGUGCAGAGUGGAGGUGCAUCGUCGUCAUCCGCAUCAGCGGUGUCACUACGAUCCUCGAAGGAUGUGAUCAGCGCGUGGGUGUUGGACAUGGCGUGCAUUAUCCGCGAUGCCUCCGAGUUAGCAACUGAACCACAAUCGAAAGCGACCACCACAGAAGGGGAAGAGGAGGAGAAAGAGAAGGCAACGGCGAGCGGGUUUAGGCUUUUGCGGUAUCAGCCCACCGCAACGGAUCCUGCGGCGCUCGCGAAGACCACUGCAAGCCCCUUUGACAUUCCGAUGCCGCCCAUGCCACGCAGUGUACGUGUGCGGGUGGAUGACAAGAACGUCAAGAAGCUGUUGGCGGAGGUUUUCUGGUGCGUCGCUCCCGAGUACAAGCAAGCGUCCAAGUCUGCUGGUACAAAUUUAGAGGCGCAACUCGUUCCGAGUGCCGCCAUCACGCCCGAGCGCAUCAACGCUCAAUACGAAGAGGCCAUUCGCGCUUACUACGUCUUCCAAAAGCAAAGUAAGUUCUGUAUGCGGCUGCAACGCAUCCACAAGGCCACCUACGUGCAGCUGUACUUGACCUUUGGCUCGAUUAAGAUUCGCUGCUACUCCAACGACUGCUGUGAUCGUUGUUGCGUCAUCCCAUGGGAGGCCCCAGAGAACCCGAAGUCGGUCCCGCAACACCACAAGGGAUACCCGAAGUUCGAUCGUCUGGCGGAGAUACACCGGUCGCUUUUCCCUCCGUUGCCUGCAGGAGAGCUCGUUCGGCGUUACGGCACUGCUGUCCUACACCAACAGCAACAGUAG
Molecule: messenger RNA, 2331 nt
Organism: Leptomonas pyrrhocoris
Lineage: Eukaryota; Euglenozoa; Kinetoplastea; Trypanosomatida; Trypanosomatidae
Exons: 1
Coding region: 1-2331 (776 amino acids)
Source: RefSeq, a predicted model, not a curated record